Molecule: messenger RNA, 672 nt
Organism: Populus euphratica (Euphrates poplar)
Lineage: Eukaryota; Viridiplantae; Streptophyta; Magnoliopsida; Malpighiales; Salicaceae
Exons: 7
Coding region: 1-672 (223 amino acids)
Source: RefSeq, a predicted model, not a curated record
AUGAGUGUAGUUUCUGUCUUGGAUUCUGGUGCUUCCCAUCAUAUGUCUCCAGAUUCCUCAUCUUUUACCUUUGUAUCCCCUUUAUCCUCCAUUCCUGUUAUGACUGUUGAUGGCACUCAUAUGACCUUAGCAGGUGAUCUGCAGUCUGAGAAGCUAAUUAGGACAGGCCGUAGGGAGAAUGGACUAUAUAUUUUGGAUGAGCUAAAAGUGCCAGUUGCUGCCACUACUGCUGCUGCUGCUACUAGUACUGGUACUUUACUCUCUGGCACACCUGAAGCUCCAUUCUCAUUUACAGCCCCUCAAACUUCAUCUGAGAUUGUGGAUCCACCUCCAUCUUUUAUUCAUUGUUUCUAUGAGUCAUCUUCCUAUAAAGAGGCAAUUAUUGAUCCGCUUUGGCAGCAAGCUAUGGAUGAGGAACUUUCUAUUAAGACUAAUUUUAAUGGGUCUAUUGAGCGAUACAAAGCUAGGCUAGUUACAAAAGGAUACUCUCAACAGUAUGGUAUGGACUAUGAGGAGAUAUUUGCCCCAGUUGCAAAAAUGACAACUAUUCAUACUCUUAUUGUUGUAACUUCAAUUCGUCGUAUCAUUCUGUCUUUAUAUAUCGAUGACAUGAUUAUUACUGGUGAUGAUGACAUUAAUGAUAUUUCAGUUUUAAAGACAGAGUUGGCUUGA